Opisthorchis viverrini is the source of this 423-nucleotide messenger RNA. RefSeq lists its product as hypothetical. Lineage: Eukaryota; Metazoa; Platyhelminthes; Trematoda; Opisthorchiida; Opisthorchiidae. The transcript is spliced from 5 exons. The record is from RefSeq and is a predicted model, not a curated record. The coding region runs from base 1 to 423 and encodes 140 amino acids.
AUGUUGACCGAAACUCGAAAACUGCGCCUACCUGAUGAGACCCAAGAAGGGCGAAACCGGUCGUGGGCUGUAGAAGAGUUUCCAGCAACCUUGGGGAUGAAAAAUGGCACAUCGCGUUUGAAACAUGAGGCGGCCUGGUGCAGCACAUUCAGUUGUCUGGAAACACUACAAACCAGAGAUUCAGCUGGGUUCCAGCGUUUGAAACAUGAGGCGGCCUGGUGCAGCACAUUCAGUUGUCUGGAAACACUACAAACCAGAGAUUCAGCUGGGUUCCAGGCAACUGAAUGUGCUGCAAGUAGGUUUCAAGUAAAACAUAAGGUUGACGUAAACUCGGCGGGGGGGGGCUGCGCCUACCUGAUGAGCCCCGAGAAUGGCGAAACCGGUCGUGGGUUGUCGAAGAGGUUUCAGCAACCUUAUGAGUAG